AUGAACGACCCCGAAUUCGACGAUGUAAAACCUUCUCUAUCAAAAGAAGAUUGGAAAAAAAAAUAUGUUGAACGGAUUCGAAGUCUAUCAUCUUAUAAAAAGACUAAACCUUCUUUACCGAAUUCAACAAAACCUGAAUUAUGGAAAAAAUAUCGAAUAGACCUUUCCGAAUAUUUGGAGCAUUCUAUGUAUUUAGAACCUAUUUGUUCUAAACUAUCCCUUAUCGAUAUUUUAAUAUCGGAAAAUCCCGGUAAUGAUGACGAAGCCAUAAUCAAUGAAUAUGCAAAACAAUGGAGGAUAGUAAAAAUAUAUCCAAUAUCAAGCUUUCUAGGGAAAUAG
Racocetra fulgida is the source of this 339-nucleotide messenger RNA. NCBI's taxonomy places the organism in Eukaryota, Fungi, Glomeromycota, Glomeromycetes, Diversisporales, Gigasporaceae. The record is from the annotation of a GenBank genome assembly.